AUGGACGCAGCGGACGCCACUGUGGAGAAGCUCCGGGCGCAGUGCCUGGCCCGCGGGGCCUCGGGCAUCCAGGGCCUCGCCAGGUUCUUCCGCCGCCUGGACCGAGAUGGAAGUCGGUCGUUGGACGCGGCGGAGCUCCGGCGCGGCCUGGCCGAGCUCGGGCUAACUCUAGGCCAGGGCGAGGCGCAGGCCGUGUGCCGGCGCUGGGACCGUGACGGCAGCGGGACGUUGGACCUGGAAGAGUUCCUGCGGGCCCUGCGGCCCCCCAUGUCCCAGGCCAGGGAGGCGGUCAUUGCAGCCGCUUUCGCGAAGCUGGAUCGCAGCGGGGACGGCGUGGUGACCGUGGAGGACCUGCGCGGCGUUUACAGCGGCCGCGCGCACCCCAAGGUCCGGAGCGGGCAGUGGACGGAGGAGGAGGUGCUCCGCCGCUUCCUGGACAACUUCGACUCCUCCGAGAAGGACGGGCAGGUCACGCUGGCAGAGUUCCAGGACUACUACAGCGGUGUCAGCGCCUCUGUGGACACAGACGAGGAAUUCGUAGCCAUGGUUACCAGCGCCUGGCGGCUGUGA
Molecule: messenger RNA, 570 nt
Organism: Orycteropus afer afer
Lineage: Eukaryota; Metazoa; Chordata; Mammalia; Tubulidentata; Orycteropodidae
Gene: CAPS
Product: calcyphosine
Exons: 4
Coding region: 1-570 (189 amino acids)
Cellular component (GO): vesicle
Molecular function (GO): calcium ion binding
Source: RefSeq, a predicted model, not a curated record